AUGGGUGGAGGCGAUCUGAAUUUAAAAAAGAGUUGGCAUCCUCAAACUUUACAAAACAUUGAAAAAGUAUGGAAGGCAGAACAAAAGGCCGAGGCGGAAGCCAAGAAAAUCGAGCAACUUCAGCGGGAGUUACACGAGGAACGGCAGAGAGAGGAAAUGCAGAGAUAUGCCAUUGAUCAAGGAAUUGCAAAGAAGAAAUCUGAUCGUUUAGAAUGGAUGUACUCGGCGCCAGGACAUGCUGGUAUAAACCGGGAGGACUACUUGUUGGGAAAAGCGAUUGAUAAAGCUGUUGAUCCUUUGGCCACAAAUGAUGAGAAGAAUGCCGAUGCACCAGGGGCAUGUUUUAUGGACACUGACAGUCCGAGUGAAAGCAAUGACCUUGCAGCAAAGAUCAGAGACGAUCCCCUGUUCAUGAUCAAGAAGAAAGAGAAUGAGAAAAAGAAGGAGCUUCUUAAGAAUCCUGUUCGGAUGAAACAGUUGCAACAAAUGUUGAAAGAGGAUUUAAAGAAGAAGAAAAAGAAAGAUAAAAAGCGAAAAAAGGAAAAGAGAAAAAGGGUUUCUUCUGAUGAAGAAAGAACAAAUAAUCAUCGUUCAAAGGCUUCAUUGAGAAAAUACCACUCAUCUUCAAGUGAUGAUAGCGAUGACCACGGUUCUACAAACACAGAGAAUCUAGAAAGCAAAGGGUAUAUUCUAGUUCUCCUGAAAGAAACUCUGUCAGAUCAGGUAGAAAAAAGGACAAAACAGAAAAGAAAGUUCAUAAUAAACACACAAGGUCAAGAUCCAGAUCUGAGUCACCUAAGAGAGAUUCUUCAAGAAAAUAUUCCAGGUCAUCUAGUCCAAGAAGAGAACGAAGAGGUGGAGCCACAUCAAAUGGCCAUUCGAGAGAAAGGCACUAUCGUAACGCAGAUACCAAAGAGGGCAAAAGACAUCAGGAUCAACGACAUAGAUCUCAGUCCCCGUCGUCAAGACAACCUGGAAGAAGAUGAGGCUGAGGCAAAACAAAUUGCACAGAACACCCAGAAAGGAGCAAGUUUUGUCCAGCCAAUGAAAGUUCAAACAUACACCUCCUCGGAUGCGUCUGUGGAAAACAGAAUAAAAAGGAAUAUUAAUUCUCUCCAAAGAACUCCUGCAGCUAUGGAGAAAUUUUUGAAGAAAUAA
This is a messenger RNA of Dendronephthya gigantea, 1158 nucleotides long. Its product is annotated as pre-mRNA-splicing factor CWC25 homolog. The transcript is spliced from 8 exons. NCBI's taxonomy places the organism in Eukaryota, Metazoa, Cnidaria, Anthozoa, Malacalcyonacea, Nephtheidae. Bases 1 to 1158 code for a protein of 385 amino acids. Gene Ontology annotation, biological process: mRNA splicing, via spliceosome. The record is from RefSeq and is a predicted model, not a curated record. Gene Ontology annotation, cellular component: U2-type spliceosomal complex.